Molecule: messenger RNA, 14067 nt
Organism: Owenia fusiformis
Lineage: Eukaryota; Metazoa; Annelida; Polychaeta; Sabellida; Oweniidae
Source: the annotation of a GenBank genome assembly
AUCAUAUUAAUACAAAGGCAUUUCAAUCGUUUAGCCCUCGCCACCAUUUUGUUUUGGAUAUCUGUAAUAAGAACGGAAAUAAAUAGAAAAAUAUGAUCACAAUGAAAAGGAUUUAUAAAGUGUAUCCUCGUGGAAUAAUAUUUGUCGUAUUGUGCUCCGCCAUCAUAUCUCCAUCCAGUUGUGAAAGAACUGUAACCACUAAUACGGUAGAAUUCACCAUCCGAACGGAAUAUGGCAAAGGGCAUCAUUCGAUUCAAGCCAACGGCCAGCUUCUGGAAGAGAAUGGAAUGCUUUAUGGAGUACACAUCUCAGAUGUUAACAAAAUAGACUCUCAAAUCGAGUUGUACAUUUUGAGACCAAUUAAGAAACGUGAUGUUCAUUCCUACAAUGUCACUUGGACAGAAAGGAUACACAUCUUUGAUGAUGAUAUUGUUUAUCUGAAAUACGAUGUCAGUGUUCUCGUUGGAGAUGUAUUUGGUUGGUCUUUUCCCCAACACGAUAAAAUCCACUUUAAUGAUGAUCAACUUAAUAAUAUCGAGCUACCUGAUGAUCCAAAAUACUAUCGGCGGAGAGACAUUCUGAAGGAGAUAAACAUCAAUGCUGGAACGAAUAUUCAACGCUCUGUAGCAAUUGCUCCACUGAUUACAGAUCUGUUCAGAUCAUCGUACUUCCAAGAGGACUUUGUUAGACCAUCACCGAGACGAAUUAAGAGAGUGGCAGGUGCUACUGGGCCAACGGGGGCAACCGGACCAACGGGAACUACGGGCCCAACAGGUGCAACGGGGCCAACAGGAGCAACAGGUCCCAGUGGAGCAACUGGUCCAACAGGAGCUACUGGAGAAGUUGGAGCUUUAGGACCAAGCGGGGCUACGGGUCCAACAGGAAGCACUGGUCCAACUGGUGCCACAGGCCCUACAGGUGCAACAGGUCCAACAGGAUCUACGGGUCCAACAGGUGCAACGGGUCCUACAGGAAGUACAGGUCCAACAGGUACAACAGGCCCUACAGGUACAACAGGGCCCACGGGAGCUACAGGUCCAACAGGAGCUUCAGGUCCAACGGGUACAACAGGUCCAACAGGAACUACGGGUACAACAGGAAGUACUGGUCCAACAGGUGCGACAGGCCCUACAGGCACAACUGGCCCAACUGGAUCAACGGGUCCGACAGGUGCAACGGGUACUACAGGGAGUACAGGUCCGACAGGUACAACAGGCCAAACGGGAAGUACUGGUCCAACAGGAAGUACUGGUCCAACAGGUACAACAGGACCUACAGGUACAACUGGACCAACAGGAGCAACAGGGCCAACAGGGGUUACGGGUCCAACAGGAAGUACUGGCCCAACAGGUACAACAGGCCCAACAGGUGCAACCGGUCCCACGGGAGCUACAGGCACAACAGGAGCUACAGGUCCAACGGGUACAACAGGUCCAACAGGAACUACAGGUCCAACAGGAAGUACUGGACCAACGGGUGCUACAGGCCCUACAGGAACUACAGGUCCAACAGGUGCAACAGGUUCCAUUGGAGCUACCGGUCCGACGGGUGCUACUGGGGAAGUUGGAGCUCUAGGACCAAGCGGGGCUUCCGGACCAACUGGAGCGACUGGGCUAACAGGAACUACGGGACCGACGGGAACUACAGGCCCAACUGGUUCAACGGGUCCAACGGGCGCAACUGGUCCAACUGGCGCAACGGGACCUACAGGAACUACGGGCCCAACAGGAACAACGGGUCCAACUGGAGCAUCCGGUCCAACGGGAGCUACUGGGCAAGUGGGAGCUUUGGGACCCAGCGGGGCAACCGGAACAACUGGUACAACUGGGCCAACAGGGUCGACCGGACCGACGGGCUCAACUGGUCCAACUGGAACUACUGGCCCUACAGGUGCAACUGGUCCUUCAGGUGCAACAGGUCAGACGGGGGCUACAGGCCAACCUGGAACAACAGGACCGACUGGAUCAACUGGAACAACUGGAAGCACAGGGACAACAGGUGUUACUGGACCAACAGGUUCGACCGGGCCCACUGGUGCCACUGGCCCAACUGGAGCAACGGGCCCGACUGGUAGUACAGGUCCCACAGGUUCAACAGGCCCUUCGGGCGCUACUGGACGUGUAGGAUCUACUGGACCGACUGGGUCUACUGGAAGAACAGGGACAACGGGACCCACUGGUGGAACUGGCCCAACUGGCGCAACUGGACCGACUGGUAGUACAGGGACGACAGGUUCAACUGGUUCCUCUGGGGCUACUGGACCAACUGGCACAACUGGCCCGACUGGCAGUACAGGGCAAACAGGUGCAACUGGCCAAACUGGAUCAACAGGUCCUACUGGGGCAACUGGUGUCUCCGGGACAACAGGACCAACGGGUUCAACCGGACCUUCAGGUACAACAGGCCCAACUGGUGCAACUGGCCCGACUGGUAAUACAGGCCCAACAGGUUCGACUGGGCCACCAGGCGCGACUGGUAUAACUGGAUCUACGGGUCCAAACGGAGCUACUGGAGUUUCAGGAACAACAGGACCAUCGGGUUCAACUGGUCCCACAGGUGCAACAGGGAAAACUGGUGCAACUGGCAUCACUGGUAGUACGGGCACUACAGGGUCGACAGGUCCAGUGGGAGCUUCUGGACCUACUGGUACAACUGGUCCAACUGGUAGUACUGGCCCAACUGGUACAACUGGCCCGACAGGGGCGACUGGAGUAACUGGAUCGACUGGACCAGGGGGAGCAACUGGUGUCUCUGGGUCAACAGGACCAACAGGUUCAACUGGACCCACAGGUGCAACGGGUCCAACUGGUGCAACAGGCCCGACUGGAAGUACGGGCACUACGGGCACAACCGGCCCCACUGGUGCCACGGGACCUACUGGUUCAACUGGGUUAACUGGCAGCACAGGCCCUUCAGGCUCGACUGGUCCAACAGGAGCUACUGGUCCAUUUGGAAUGACCGGUCAAACUGGAGCAACUGGUGACUCUGGAACAACAGGACCGACUGGUUCCACUGGACCCACAGGUGCAACGGGUCCAACUGGUGCAACAGGCCCGACUGGAAGUACAGGCACUACGGGUACGACCGGCCCCACAGGAGCAACUGGACCUACAGGUACAACUGGCCAAAUAGGUAGUACAGGCCCUACAGGAUCCACUGGUCCAACAGGAGCUACGGGACCAACUGGAUCUACGGGCCCAACGGGAGCGACUGGUGCCUCUGGAAAAACAGGACCUACAGGUUCAACUGGACCCACAGGUGCAACAGGUCCAACUGGUGCAACUGGUCCAACCGGGAGUACAGGACCAACAGGUUCAACUGGCCAAACAGGAGCGACUGGACCUACUGGAUCUACAGGCCCAACUGGAGCAACUGGUGUUUCAGGAACAACAGGACCGACGGGUUCCACUGGACCUACAGGGGCAACGGGUCCAACUGGUGCAACUGGCAUGCCUGGAAGUACGGGCAUUACAGGUUCGACUGGCCCCACAGGAGCGACUGGACCAACUGGUGCAACAGGCUCAAGCGGUAGCACAGGCCCUUCAGGUUCGACUGGUCCAACAGGAGCUACUGGCCCAACUGGCUCUACGGGCCAAACGGGAGCAACCGGUGCCUCUGGAACAACGGGGCCAACAGGUUCAACAGGACCAACGGGUGCAACAGGUCAAACUGGUGUAACUGGUCCGACUGGUAGUACGGGCCCAACAGGUUCGACUGGCCCAACAGGGGCGACUGGAGUAACUGGAUCCACUGGACCAGGUGGAGCAACCGGUGUCUCUGGAACAACAGGACCAACAGGUUCAACUGGACCCACAGGUUCAACGGGUCCAACUGGUGCAACAGGUCCGACUGGAAGUACAGGCAUUACGGGUACUACCGGUCCCACUGGUGCCACAGGAACUACUGGGGCAACCGGGCCAACUGGCAGUACAGGUCCUUCAGGUUCGACUGGUCCAACGGGGGCUACUGGCCCAAGUGGAACGACUGGUCCAACAGGAGCAACUGGUGUCUCUGGAACAACGGGGCCAACAGGUUCAACUGGACCAACAGGAGCUACGGGACCAACUGGUGCAACAGGUUCGAUUGGAAGUACAGGCACUACGGGUACAACUGGCCCCACUGGUGCUACAGGACCUACUGGUGCAACCGGUCCAACUGGUAGUACAGGUCCUACAGGUGCAACUGGCCCAAUAGGGGCUACUGGUCCAACUGGAUCCACGGGUCCAACAGGAGCAACUGGUGUUUCUGGAACAACAGGACCAACAGGUUCAACAGGACCAACAGGUAGAACAGGCCCAACUGGUGCAACAGGCCAGACUGGAAGUACAGGGCCAACGGGUUCAACUGGUCCAACAGGAGCUACUGGACCUAACGGAUCUACAGGACAAAGUGGAGCUACUGGUGUCUCCGGGACAACUGGACCAACAGGUUCAACUGGCCCGACUGGUGCAACAGGUCCAACAGGGGCAACAGGCCUCACUGGAAGUACAGGCAACACAGGUUCAACCGGACCAAUGGGUGCUACUGGACCAACUGGUUCAACUGGCCCAACUGGUAGCACAGGCCCUUCAGGAUCCACUGGUCCAUCAGGGGCUACUGGCCCAACUGGAUCCACGGGGAUAUCGGGAGCGACUGGUGUUCCUGGAACAACAGGACCAACGGGUUCCACAGGACCUACAGGUGCAACUGGUCCAAGUGGUGCAACUGGUCCUACUGGUAAAACAGGGCCUACAGGAUCAACUGGACCUACUGGAUCAACAGGACCAACUGGUUCAACAGGUCCAACUGGAGCUACUGGUAUUACAGGAACGACGGGACCAUCAGGUUCCACAGGCCCCACUGGUGCAACUGGCCCAACUGGUGCAACAGGACCGACUGGAAGUACUGGCAUUGCAGGCUCAACGGGCCCUACUGGAGCUACCGGACCAACUGGAGCUACUGGACCAACAGGAGCCACUGGUAUUACAGGCUCGACGGGACAAACUGGGACAACUGGACCGACUGGUGCAACUGGAGCGAUUGGUUCUACUGGUCCAACUGGCAGUACAGGUUUAACAGGUUCGACAGGUACCAGUGGAGCGACGGGGCCAACUGGAGCCACUGGACCCACUGGGGCGACAGGUGUUACAGGGUCGACGGGACCAACUGGAUCAACUGGACCUACUGGUGCAACUGGACCAAUCGCUGCUACUGGUCCAACUGGUAAUACAGGCCCAGCAGGUUCAACUGGGCCAUCAGGAGCAACAGGGCCAACUGGCGCCACAGGUGUCACUGGUCUUACGGGUCCAACAGGAUCAACUGGAGUCUAUGGGGCAACAGGUCCUACAGGGACAACAGGACCUACUGGAACUACUGGUGUGACUGGAGCGACUGGACCUACAGGAACAACAGGUCCAACCGGCACUACUGGCCCAACUGGUUCAACAGGGGUGACUGGUAAAACUGGACCCACUGGUGCCACUGGCAUAACUGGAUCAACUGGUCCAACAGGGGCAACAGGGCCAACUGGUUCAACUGGUGUCACUGGAACCACAGGACCAUCGGGCACUACUGGGCCUACAGGUGCAACUGGUCCAACUGGAUCAACUGGUGUCACUGGCACAACUGGUCCAACCGGAUCCACGGGUAUCACUGGUGCAACUGGUUUAACUGGUGUGACUGGACCGACUGGGGCAACUGGGGUAACUGGAAAGACAGGACCAACGGGCUCUACUGGGCCAACUGGGUCUACUGGUCCUACGGGAGCAACGGGUAUAACAGGGAUGACAGGUCCAACGGGGUCAACAGGACAGAUUGGAGCAACUGGACCUACAGGAGCAACUGGCCCAACGGGCUUAACAGGUCCUACUGGUUCUACUGGCCGCCCGGGUGCAACUGGUGAUACUGGAACCAUAGGGCCAAGUGGAGCAACUGGUCCAACGGGAGAUACUAUUAAUAUAAAUUAUUAUUCUGGUCAUACUGGGCCAACAGGAACUACUGGGCCAACAGGAGCUACAGGUAUAACUGGCUCGACUGGACCAACUGGAGCAACAGGUCCUACAGGAUCAACUGGACCAACUGGAUCGACAGGACCAACUGGCACAACCGGUCCUACGGGAACAACUGGACCUACUGGCACCACAGGCCCUACGGGCUCUACUGGACCAACGGGAGCAACGGGUCCAACUGGCGCAACUGGUCCAACUGGAACAACUGGUCCGACUGGAAGUACUGGACCAACAGGAUCCACGGGACCAAUUGGAGCUACAGGACAAACUGGAGUAACAGGUCCAAUGGGUUCUACUGGCCCAACUGGUUCAACAGGAAUUACAGGUGUUACUGGACCAACAGGAUCGACCGGACCAACAGGUACUACAGGACCAACUGGUUCAACAGGUGUAACAGGAAAAACAGGACCAACGGGAUCAACAGGCAUUCUCGGGGCAACUGGUCUCACAGGAACAACUGGACCAACUGGUAGCACUGGCGUUACGGGGAAAACGGGUCCAACGGGAAGCACUGGUAACACUGGAGCGACAGGGCCGUCUGGGGCAACUGGUCCAACUGGCAGAACUGGUGUUACUGGUAGUACUGGUCCCACCGGUGCAACCGGUUCAACAGGAGCAACUGGACCAACUGGGUUAACUGGACCAACUGGAUCAACAGGAGUCGUAGGUGCUACAGGUCCGACUGGUGAAAAAGGUGACCAGGGCCUCGUUGGACCAAGUGGAGCCACAGGACCAUCUGGUAACACAGUUAACAUAAACUAUUAUGAGGGCCACACUGGACCUACAGGGGGGACUGGUCCAACAGGAUCUACUGGACCAGCUGGUGCAACUGGACCAACAGGUGGAACAGGUCCAACAGGAUCUACCGGUCCAACAGGAUCAACUGGCCCGACUGGAGCUAUUGGAAGCACGGGUCCAACAGGGACAACAGGUCCUACCGGUUCAACAGGGUUAACAGGAAGUACUGGGCCCACUGGAAUCAAAGGGAAUAUAGGAGCUACAGGGCCAACGAGUGCAACAGGACCAACCGGAGCCACGGGACAGACUGGCUCUACUGGUUCUGAUGGUUCAACUGGUCCUACUGGUGUACCUGGUAAUAAAGGAGAUAUUGGGCCCGAAGGUGCAACAGGACCCUCUGGCAACACUGUUAAUAUCAAUUAUUAUGUUGGAGCUACAGGUCCAACAGGCGGAACUGGUCCAACAGGUAAUACAGGUCCAACGGGAUCUACUGGUCCAACUGGUGCUACUGGGCCUACUGGUUCAACUGGUAUAACUGGAGCAACUGGGCCGAUCGGUAGCACUGGACCAUCUGGUUCGACAGGGACAACUGGUUCUACUGGACCAACUGGUAGAACUGGUCCUACAGGUUCUACAGGACCUGCAGGGUCAACUGGUCCAACCGGUGCCACGGGACCUACUGGAGCAACUGGAAUUACAGGUGCAACUGGACCAAUAGGAAGCACCGGACUAAGUGGAGCAAAAGGAAAUGCUGGCUCUACUGGUAACACCGGAUCAACUGGACCUACUGGUUCAAUUGGUAAAACAGGUUCUACUGGACCAACUGGAUCAACAGGUACAACAGGUGCAACUGGUUCAAUUGGUCUCACUGGCCCAACCGGGGCAACUGGGUUAUCUGGUGCCACUGGUCAGCCAGGUGUUAUAGGAUCCACAGGUGCUACAGGCCAAACUGGUGCAACUGGAAUUAAAGGCAUUGCGGGCGCAACUGGACCUACUUCUGCAACUGGUCCCACUGGAUCAACUGGAGUGACUGGAAGCACUGGUCCAACAGGAACAAAAGGAGACGAGGGGGCAACAGGACCAAUGGGAGCAUUGGGUCCAACUGGUGCAACUGGACCCAGAGGACCGUCAGGAAAUACCAUCAACAUCAGCUACUAUCUUGGCAUAACAGGACCAUCUGGAGCAACUGGACCAGUAGGAUCUACUGGACCAACAGGAUUAACCGGACCAACAGGAACUACUGGUCCAACGGGUUCAACAGGAGUUGGAAGCACUGGUCCAACUGGUGCAACAGGUCCAUCUGGUGCAACAGGCCCAACUGGAGCUACUGGUGUUACGGGAGCAACAGGGCCUACAGGUAGCACUGGUGUAACUGGAAGCACGGGUCCAACGGGUGCUACUGGAGUAACUGGUGCCACGGGAAACACUGGAAUGAUUGGUCCAACUGGUGCAACUGGGCCCACUGGAGGAACAGGUGUAACGGGAUCAACUGGCAUUACAGGUGCAACUGGGGUAGCAGGGACAACUGGUCCAACAGGAACAACAGGACCGACAGGAUCUACUGGUCCAACGGGUGCUACAGGUCCAACUGGGGGAACUGGCAGAAGUGGUGCCACGGGCCCAACAGGAGUAACAGGACCUACGGGUGCGACUGGUGUAACAGGUGAAAUAGGACCUGAUGGCUCAACUGGACAAACGGGGGCUACGGGUUUGAUUGGAACUGGUCCAACUGGUGCAACGGGACCGACAGGAUUAACAGGACCAGAUGGUUCAACUGGACCAUCGGGUGCAACUGGUAGUACUGGUGUUCUUGGACCAACGGGAGCAACUGGACCUGCUGGGAAUGUUGUGUAUUUACAAUUUUAUAAUGGUGCUACUGGACCAACUGGGUCAACCGGACCCACAGGGGCAACAGGUCCUCCUGGCACGACUGGACCAACAGGUUCAACUGGGCCAACGGGUGCUACUGGACCUACUGGGUCUACUGGUGUACCUGGUGCCACAGGUCCUACAGGAUCAACUGGACCAACAGGAGCAACUGGCGUUACUGGAAACACUGGGCCAGUCGGUUCUACUGGUAUAAGCGGAAGCACUGGCCCAACAGGAACAACAGGUCCAACGGGUGCCACUGGACCCACUGGUUAUACAGGGCCUGACGGUGCAACUGGGCCAACAGGAGCUACUGGUACUGCCACUGGGCCCACUGGUGCAACGGGACCGCAAGGAUCGACAGGACCAGAUGGUUCAACUGGCCCAUCUGGCGCAACUGGGAGUGAUGGCGUGGUUGGACCAACUGGGUCGACUGGACCGGCUGGUAAUGUGGUUAAUUUAAAUUUCUACGAUGCUAUAACUGGACCUACUGGAUCGACAGGGCCAACAGGAGCUACAGGUGUUCCAGGAGCUACCGGUCCGACAGGAUCAACAGGCCCAACAGGUGCAACGGGGCCUUCGGGUGCAACUGGUGUCACAGGCAGUACUGGCCCUACUGGAUCAACUGGUCCGACAGGAUCGACAGGCCCAACAGGGUCUACGGGUGUAACAGGAGCAACGGGCAUAACUGGUGCAACUGGUUUGUUCGGCGCAACUGGUCCUACGGGAGCAACUGGUCCAUCUGGUGCAACAGGUGUAACGGGAGCAACAGGAACAAGUGGAGCAACAGGGGGCACUGGGCCUACCGGAGCAACUGGUGUUACUGGAAGUACAGGGCCUACAGGUUCUACAGGCGUAAUCGGAUCCACAGGACCAACAGGAGCAAUGGGGGACAUAGGACCAAUUGGACCUACUGGUGCAACUGGUAUACAAGGGACAACUGGACCAACAGGAUCAACAGGUCCAACAGGCUCUACAGGCCCUACAGGGGCAACAGGUGUAACGGGAAUGACUGGACCAAGUGGUUCAACUGGUAGAACGGGAGUAACCGGGCCCACUGGAUCUACUGGUCCAACUGGUGCAACUGGUCCAACAGGUACCACUGGGCCAACAGGUUCAACAGGCCCAACUGGAGCAACUGGACCGACGGGAUCAACGGGUCCUUCUGGAGCUACUGGUCCAAGUGGUGCAACUGGUCAAACAGGGGCAACUGGACCUACGGGUGCUUCUGGCCCAACUGGUGCUACUGGCCCAACUGGAUCAACAGGUCCAACCGGUUCCACUGGUCCAACAGGAACAACUGGGCCAACUGGAUCUACAGGACCAACUGGAACAACAGGGCCUACAGGUGCAACCGGUCAAACAGGAGCUACGGGACCAACAGGAACGACUGGACCGACAGGUUCAACUGGUCCUACUGGUUCUACUGGCAAAACCGGAACGACAGGUCCUACUGGAUCAACAGGACCUACUGGUGCAACAGGACCAACUGGGGCUACCGGUCGUCCUGGAUCGACGGGUCCUACCGGUUCUACUGGUCCUACGGGAUCAACUGGUCCAACUGGGGCUACUGGUCCUACUGGUUCGACGGGUGUCACGGGAUCCACGGGUCCAACUGGAUCAACAGGUCCAACGGGCUCAACUGGACCCACGGGAUCAACAGGUCCUACAGGAUCAACUGGUCCAACAGGCACAACUGGACCGACAGGAUCAACGGGUCCUACUGGAUCAACAGGUCCAACAGGAGCGACGGGACCAACUGGUGCAACAGGGCCAACGGGUACUACGGGGCCUACUGGUUCAACGGGCCCAACGGGAUCAACUGGACCAACUGGAGGUACUGGACCGACUGGUGCAACAGGUCCUACUGGUGGAACAGGACCUACUGGUACAACAGGUCCAACUGGUUCCACGGGACCAACUGGAGCAACGGGACCAACCGGAUCAACCGGACCUACGGGGAGUACAGGGCCGACAGGUGCAACAGGCCCUACAGGUUCUACUGGUCCAUCAGGUUCAACGGGUCCAACUGGAUCUACUGGUCCAACAGGAUCAACUGGACCUACGGGAUCAACAGGUCCUACAGGUUCUACUGGGUUGACUGGUUCAACUGGUCCCACAGGGUCCACUGGCCCAACAGGAUCAACUGGACCGACAGGUUCAACAGGGCCGACUGGUGCAACUGGCCCUACUGGUGCAUCUGGUCCGACGGGAGGGACUGGUCCAACAGGCUCAACUGGGCCAACAGGAGGAACUGGCCCAACAGGCUCUACAGGUCCUACUGGCGCAACAGGACCAACUGGAACAACGGGGCCAACUGGCUCAACUGGACCAACUGGAGCAACUGGACCAACAGGAACAACAGGGCCGACAGGGAAUACAGGACCGACGGGAUCAACAGGACCAACAGGGUCUACUGGGCCAACAGGUUCAACUGGUCCAACUGGUACAACGGGUCCGACAGGAUCAACUGGACCAACAGGUGCAACAGGACAAACUGGAUCUACAGGUCCAACAGGGGCAACAGGUCCAACAGGAGCCACAGGUCCAACUGGAGCAACAGGACCAACUGGGGCGACAGGACCCACGGGAACAACAGGUCCUACUGGGACUACAGGACCAACAGGUUCAACUGGACCCACCGGCUCUACGGGCCCAACAGGAACAACUGGCCCCACAGGGGCAACAGGGCCAACUGGAUCUACCGGACCAAGUGGUGCGACGGGCCCUACGGGGGCUACAGGACCAACAGGCUCGACGGGUCCUACUGGUUCCACUGGCCCAACAGGCACCACUGGACCAACAGGAGCGACAGGACCAACUGGAAGUACUGGACCAACUGGUGCAACGGGUCCUACUGGUGCCACAGGACCAACAGGUUCUACUGGUCCUACCGGCGCGACAGGUCCAACUGGUGCAACUGGUCAAACAGGAGCAACAGGACCAACUGGAACUACUGGACCAACUGGUACUACUGGUCCUUCUGGUGCAACAGGGCCAACGGGUUCGACAGGUCCUACUGGCACAACUGGUCCUACAGGAACAACUGGCCCAACAGGAGCAACCGGUCCAACAGGAGGAACUGGACCUACUGGAGCAACAGGGCCAACUGGUGCUACUGGACCAACAGGAUCAACGGGUCCUACUGGCUCCACGGGCCCUACUGGAGCAACUGGCCCAACAGGAGCAACUGGACCAACUGGAACUACUGGACCAACUGGUACAACAGGUCCUUCUGGUUCCACUGGUCCAACAGGUGCAACUGGGCCAACGGGAGGAACAGGACCGACGGGCUCAACAGGUCCUACAGGGGCUACAGGGCCGACAGGUUCGACAGGUCCAACUGGUGCAACUGGUCCAACUGGAUCAACUGGCCCAACAGGAGCCACUGGACCAACGGGAUCAACAGGACCUUCAGGAGCCACUGGACCGACCGGUGCAACAGGUCCCACUGGCGCAACCGGUCCAACUGGUUCAACAGGCCCUACUGGUUCAACAGGCCCAACAGGUGCAACUGGACCUACAGGAGCAACAGGGCCAACAGGAGGUACAGGACCAACAGGAUCAACAGGCCCAACAGGAUCGACGGGUCCCACAGGAACAACUGGACCGACUGGAUCAACAGGCCCGACGGGAGCAACGGGACCAACGGGAGCGACAGGUCCGACAGGGACAACGGGUCCAACUGGAGCUACAGGGCCUACUGGUUCAACUGGCCCAACUGGUUCUACAGGACCAACAGGGUCCACUGGUCCAACUGGAUCUACAGGACCAUCUGGUGGCACUGGGCCAACAGGAUCGACUGGCCCAACGGGAGCAACUGGCCCAACAGGUUCGACUGGUCCAACUGGUGCUACAGGUCCAACGGGGGCAACUGGACCAACAGGCUCUACUGGUCCCACUGGCGCAACAGGUCCUACCGGAGCCACAGGACCUACUGGUACCACUGGUCCUACAGGCGCGACUGGACCAACAGGCUCAACAGGUCCAACUGGUGCAACAGGUCCAACGGGUGCUACUGGACCAACAGGUUCAACCGGUCCUACUGGCGCAACAGGACCGUCUGGAUCAACUGGGCCUACAGGAGCCACUGGUCCUACAGGCGCAACUGGUCCAACAGGUGCUACUGGGGUAACUGGAGCAACAGGUAGGACGGGAUCUACAGGUCCCACGGGCGCUACUGGUCCAACCGGCUCCACAGGGCCAACAGGAGCAACGGGUCCGUCUGGUGCGACCGGGCCAACUGGAGCGACUGGCCCCACUGGAUCAACUGGUCCUACAGGCUCUACUGGUCCAACUGGGUCGACGGGUCCUUCUGGAGCUACGGGUCCUACGGGGAGCACUGGGCCAACUGGAUCUACGGGUCCAACCGGAGCUACUGGUCAAACGGGAGCAACAGGCCCAACGGGAGCAACAGGCCCCACUGGGUCUACGGGAAUUAUGGGUGCUACCGGUCCCACUGGAGCAACAGGGCAGUAUAUAGAUAUUGACGAGUGCUCAGACGGAAAUGGAGGCUGUGAUACCAUCUGUGUUAACACCAUAGGAAGCUUCUAUUGUGACUGUGACUCUGGCUUUCAUAUAGAAAACGAUAGCACGUGUGUAGAUACGAUCGAGUGUGAAACAUACAAUGGCAUGUGUGAGCAGUCGUGUACUAAUACCAAUGGUUCCUACAUUUGUGCUUGUGGUACUGGUUACGAAUUAGCCAACGACACACAUGCCUGUGAUGAUGUAAAUGAGUGUGAUACAGGUGGAACAUGUGGUACUUCGUUCUGCAUCAACACAUACGGAAGUUAUACCUGCCUUAGGUCUUCCAUUUCUCUUAGUAAACAGUCGUCCUCUUUAGGACAAGAUAACGCAGACAGACUCGAUACCAUUGAUGAUGAGAUUCUCGAAUAUAGUACUACUUCAACCUCCACACAGAUAAUAUGGAUAGUCAUCUCGACCAUUGCUAUCGUUGCUCUAUGUGUCACUGUCGUAAGGAAUUGGAGAACAAACAGGCGUCAUAAUCGGGAAUUAAGAGAACAAAGCAUAAGAUUAAGUGCGACUUCAUCGAUACUAGAAUCGAUAUCAUCGCUUGGAACAUCUUCAUCUGGAACGGUUGGAAGGAGUAAUCCAUUCACUAACACUCCACUAGGCUUGAAUGACACACCGAAUGGUUUAAACGAACCUUCUAAUUAUGUAGAUACUUUAGAGCCAAACUUCAUGUGCGAUGCAGUUUCAGAAAGACCGAGCAUUGACGAAGAUCUCGAAUCGGAGAUAAUUCAGAUAAUAAAUAGACAUCUAGGGAUAGAGAAUGGAGUUCAACCAAAAAUACUUCAAAGAACAGAUGUUACCAAUCACGUAUAGGUCUGAACAUUUCGAAACGUUUGUAAAUAUCCACAAUUCAAGACUUGUAAAUAUCGGUUGAAGGAGGUAGCCAGAGUGGAGCUGGCCAGAAUUUUUCAAAACCGUGCAGUUUUUCACCAUUCUGAGC